Molecule: messenger RNA, 672 nt
Organism: Amaranthus tricolor (Joseph's coat)
Lineage: Eukaryota; Viridiplantae; Streptophyta; Magnoliopsida; Caryophyllales; Amaranthaceae
Product: agamous-like MADS-box protein AGL62
Exons: 1
Coding region: 1-672 (223 amino acids)
Biological process (GO): positive regulation of transcription by RNA polymerase II
Molecular function (GO): protein dimerization activity; RNA polymerase II cis-regulatory region sequence-specific DNA binding; DNA-binding transcription factor activity, RNA polymerase II-specific
Source: RefSeq, a predicted model, not a curated record
AUGGCUUCUUCUUCCUCUAUGUCUGCAUCUUCCACCAAAAAGAGCAAAGGUCGCCAAAAGGUGAAGAUGCAGCGCAUGGAGAAUGAUAGCAACCGUCAAGUUACUUUUUCAAAAAGACGUUGUGGACUUUUUAAAAAAGCCAGCGAACUUUGCACCUUAUGUGGUGCAGAAGCCGCAAUUAUUGUUUUCUCACCAGGUCGAAAACCCUUUUCUUUCGGUCAUCCAUCCGUAGAUACAAUCAUAAAACGUUUCCUACUUUCAACAUCUUUAGACCCUAAAGAACCAGAGCCCGAAAACCCCAAACCUCAAGGAGUCAUUGAGGUUAUAGAUCUCAAUGCAGAUCUCACAAUCCUAAAUAUGGAGUUCGAAAACGAGAAAAGGAAAAGCAAAAGCAUCAAUGAAGUUAAGAAGGCGAAUUCGACGCAAAAUUGGUGGGACCGUGAACUUGAAGAGUUUAGUAUCGGAGAAUUGAUUCGUCUUAAAACUUCAUUGGAGGAACUUAGUAAACAUGUUAUAGAACAUAGUAAAAAAGUUAUGAUUUUUAACUCUUCAAUUCAUGUUACUCAAUUUCCUUACAUGGCUGCUCAUUAUCCUCCAAUGAUGGGAUGCUAUGAUGCUGCUUAUUUUACUCCUAAUGUUGGGUUUAUGGGAUGUCGCGAUGGUCAUUACUAA